AAAAAAAAUAAAAUCAAGUGAAAAAAAAAACGUAACGUAAACCACCGCAAAACAAUUGCUUUAAAGGAACGUGAGAAAUCAAUUGCAGCGACAGCAACAAGAACCAGAACCACGCCCACAAAAUGACGCUGCGCAUAUCGGCCAAAUCGAGAAAUCAUCUUGGACUCAUUAUUUAUGGCUUUGUGUUGCUUUUGACAACAACCAUGCCAUCUAUCGAAGCUGGACGCAUUUUCGACGUUACGAAUCUGGACUAUGUCAAGGUAAAUGCCGAGGCUGGCAAGAACGUAACCAUACCCUGCCCGGGGGUCACGGAGCACUCGCUGGUGGACACGCUCGUCUGGAAGACAGCAUCAACGACAAUCGCACAGUUUGCCAAUCGCAUACCGUUGCUCCAUAGCCCUAGGAUACAACUCUUAUCGGAUAAUUUUGGCUUGCAAUUCUCCCCGGCGCUGGCCAGCGACACCACGGAAUACAUUUGCCUCGUCAACGAUCGUCACAUACCAGAAGCCAUUGUGGAUUUACUAGUCCAGGAUGUGCCCGAUCCACCGGAGCGUCCUUUGUUAAUAAGUUUCACAUCACGCUCCGUGAACUUAUCCUGGGCGCACUCCCAACAUCCACGGAAUGCGCCGGUGACGCAUUUCAUUAUUGAAACUCGCGAGGGCGAGGAUGGUAUCUGGGAUCAAGUGGCUCGCAUCUACACAAGAACGAAUGCAACCUCAUAUCAGGUGACCGGCCUGACGCCCUUCACCGUUUACAGUUUUCGUCUGUUGGCCGUUAACAAGCUGGGCAUCAGCCCCCCCUCAAAGGAGUCCUACUACAUUGUGACGCUGCGCGAGGCGCCCACGGGCAAACCGAUACCGACGACGGCGCACAACACAUCCUCCAGUUCGGUGUACAUCUCGUGGAAGCCGCCGGCGCCGGAUACCAUUUUGGGCGAGUUUCUUGGCUAUCGCAUUACAUAUCGUCCACGCGAUCGCAAUCCCAACGAUACCAAGGAAAUCUAUAUACGCGAUAAUACAGUGGAGAGUCAUGAGAUUCAGAAUCUGCAGACCUACACGCAAUACAAGGUCACCGUGCAGGUGUUUAAUCCGGAGGGCCUGGGCCCGGAGACAACCAUAUUGGUGAUGACCGAUGAAGGAGUGCCAAGCAAGCCUCAGAAUCUCACCGUCUUGGAUGUCUCCGCGAACAGCAUCACAAUGUCCUGGCAUCCGCCAAAGAAUCAGAAUGGCGCCAUCGCCGGCUAUCAUGUCUUUCACAUACACGACAAUCAAACGGGCGUCGAGAUUGUCAAAAACUCACGUAACUCGGCCGAAACGCUGAUACACUUCGAGCUCCAGAGUCUGAAACCCUUUACCGACUACCGCGUCAUUGUCAAAGCGUUUACAACAAAGAACGAGGGCGAGCCAUCCGAUCAGAUUGCCCAGCGUACGGAUGUGGCCGGGCCCAGUGCACCGGCGAUUGUAAAUCUGACGUGUCACUCGCAGGAGUCGAUUACGAUACGCUGGAAGCGACCCAACGAGUUCUACAAUACCAUCGACUUUUACAUCAUCAAAACACGACUCGCCGGCCAGGAUACGCACCGUGAUAUACGCAUCAAUGCAUCCGCCAAGGAGCUGGAAACGGCGAUGAUAUUACAAAAUCUGACAACAAAUUCGUACUAUGAAGUCAAAGUGGCAGCGGCCACAUUCAGCGUUAUAAAUCCCAAGAAAAUUGUGUUGGGCAAAUUUUCGGAUUCACGAAUUAUACAAUUGCAGCCGAAUUGCGAGAAGCUGCAGCCGCUGCUGCGGCAAUCGCACAACGAUUACAACCUGGCCGUAUUGGUGGGCAUCAUAUUCAGCUGCUUUGGCAUCAUUCUGAUUGUCAUGGCGUUCUUCCUAUGGAGCAGAAAGUGCUUCCAUGCGGCCUACUACUAUCUGGACGAUCCGCCGCAUCAUCCGAAUGCCCCGCAGGUGGACUGGGAGGUGCCUGUGAAGAUUGGCGAUGAGAUACGCGCCGCGGUGCCGGUAAAUGAGUUUGCCAAGCACGUGGCCUCGCUGCAUGCGGACGGGGAUAUUGGCUUUAGCCGGGAAUACGAGGCCAUACAGAACGAGUGCAUCAGCGACGAUCUGGCCUGUGAGCACUCGCAGCAUCCGGAGAACAAGCGCAAGAAUCGCUAUCUGAACAUAACAGCCUACGAUCACAGUCGCGUACAUUUGCAUCCCACGCCGGGUCAGAAAAAGAAUCUGGACUAUAUCAAUGCCAAUUUCAUUGAUGGCUAUCAGAAGGCGCACGCCUUCAUUGGCACCCAGGGCCCGCUGCCGGAUACCUUCGAUUGCUUCUGGCGCAUGAUCUGGGAGCAGCGCGUGGCCAUUAUCGUGAUGAUCACCAAUUUGGUGGAGCGCGGCCGGCGUAAGUGUGAUAUGUAUUGGCCCAAGGAUGGCGUGGAGACCUAUGGCGUUAUACAGGUCAAGCUGGUCGAGGAGGAGGUCAUGUCCACCUACACGGUGCGCACGCUCCAAAUCAAGCAUCUGAAGCUAAAGAAGAAGAAGCAGUGUAAUUUGGAGAAACUUGUCUAUCAAUAUCACUAUACGAACUGGCCGGAUCAUGGCACACCGGAUCAUCCGUUGCCCGUGCUGAACUUCAUCAAGAAAUCCUCGGCUGCCAAUCCCGCCGAGGCGGGUCCCAUAGUCGUCCACUGCAGCGCUGGCGUCGGUCGCACUGGCACCUACAUCGUUCUGGACGCCAUGCUGAAGCAGAUCCAGCAAAAGUCCAUUGUCAAUGUGUUUGGCUUUUUGCGUCACAUACGCGCCCAGCGCAAUUUCCUCGUCCAGACCGAGGAGCAAUAUAUAUUCCUGCACGACGCCCUGGUGGAGGCAAUCGCCUCCGGCGAGACCAAUCUGCCGGCCGAGCAAAUCGAGGAGCUCAAGAAUUGUACACCCUACUUGGAGCAGCAGUACAAGAAUAUCAUACAAUUCCAGACAAAGGACAUACACAUCGCCUCCGCCAUGAAGCAGGUGAACUCGAUCAAGAAUCGCGGCGCCAUCUUUCCCAUCGAGGGCAGCCGUGUGCAUUUAACACCCAAGCCCGGCGAGGAUGGCAGCGACUAUAUCAAUGCAUCCUGGCUGCACGGCUUUCGGCGUCUGCGCGACUUUAUUGUCACCCAACAUCCGAUGACGCACACGAUAAAGGAUUUCUGGCAAAUGGUCUGGGACCACAAUGCGCAGACCAUUGUCCUGCUCUCCUCGCUGGACGACAUUAACUUUGCGCAGUUCUGGCCAGACGAGGCCACGCCCAUCGAGAGCGAUUAUUAUCGCGUCAAAUUCCUGAACAAGACAAACAAAAGCGACUACGUGAGCCGAGAUUUCGUCAUACAAUCCAUACAGGACGACUACGAGCUGAGCGUCAAGAUGCUGCACUGCCCCAGCUGGCCGGAGAUGUCCAAUCCGAACAGCAUAUACGAUUUCAUAGUCGAUGUGCACGAACGCUGCAACGAUUAUCGCAACGGACCCAUUGUGGUUGUCGACAGAUAUGGCGGCGCACAGGCGUGCACCUUCUGUGCCAUCUCCUCGCUGGCCAUCGAGAUGGAAUACUGCAAUACGGCGAAUGUGUAUCAGUAUGCCAAGCUAUAUCAUAACAAGCGACCCGGCGUGUGGACCUCCAGCGAGGAUAUACGUCUCAUCUAUAAUAUUCUGUCCUAUUUGCCUGGCAAUCUCAGUUUAUUGAAGCGCACCGCGCUGCGCACCGAAUUCGAGGAUGUGACAACGGCCACGCCGGAUCUCUAUAGCAAAAUAUGCAGCAAUGGUAAUGUCAUACACCAACAACAACAACAGCAACAGUUGCUGCUGGCACAGCAGCAACAACAGCUGCUGCAGCUGCAAAUGCAACACGAAACACAACAGCUACAACAGCAACAACAACAAUCGCAGACGCAGCAGCAGCACACACAGUCAAAUCUCAUUAGUCAUAGUCAUGCAACAGCAACAAUAACUGAAACAACAAAUGCAACUGCAACAAAUGCAACAACAAACACAAAUACAAAUACAACACAUACUAAUUCUAGCUUAUUGCCCAUCUCAUCAUUGUUACCACCCACAGUUGCUCCAUCAUCCAUCACACCCACACCCAGCAAUGACAUGCCCAAUCCAACAACAACAACAACAUCAACAACAACUACAACAAUUCCUACACCAACAACACCAACAACUGCAACAACACCUACAACUGAUCUAACCCAUACUAAUGCUAAUUUUACCACUGUUACUAAUAAUGCUGCUGAUGUGCCGCCAAUUGUUGCUCUUAAUGCUGAUGAACUGGCCCAACAACAACAACAACUGCAUCAACAACAACAAAUGCUCGCGCUGAUGCAACAACAAACGCAACUGCAACAACAAUACAACACGCAUCAACAACAACAACAAUCGGAUAAUGCCAACUGCCUGCUGUCGCCCACGCAUGUUGAUGAAUUGCUGCAACCUGCAACAACAACAACAACAACAACAACAAUGUCAACAACUUUGUGCAACAACAACAACAACAACAACAACCUGCAACAACCGGCAGCAGUCACAGAUGCUCAAAACUUAGAUAUUGUAGCUUAGAUUUAAUGUUACAAAAUAAUUGAAAAAAUCAUUUUAUAAAUGCUAGCAUAUAAAUACAACUAAAUCUAAAUAUACAUAUAAAUAUAUAUAUAUAAUUAUUAUUACAAAAUUUAACAUAAUUAAAUAUAUAAUUAUUGUAAACAUUUGCCUAGUUUUAUUAAGCGCGUCCUUAAACCUAUUUUACAUAUUAUUUAACAUUUAUUUAUUGCUGUACACGUUCUUCUUUUUACCCAUAUAUUGUUUUAAAUAUCUUUUCGAGUCCUUAACAAAUCCUGUUUAUAAUUAAAUACCCGAUCAAUCGAUUAUUAAUGUUCAAUUUACAUUCAAAUUGUAUUCAAACGUAGUCGCAAGCAAGAAACAUAAAUUAGACAAAUAAGCAAAAACUAGCAGCAAGGCACAUGAUUAAAUAUAUUUAAUAAAUAUAUAUACAUAUAUCAUAAUAAUGUUUAAAUGUAGUUAAACGCACAAAAUGCAAAAAUAGUUCCCAAAAUGAAAAAAACACAAGAAAGAAAAUAACACACACAAAUUAAAGAAGACGAAAAUUGCCCUCAAUUUGUUAAAUCGAAUUAAUUAGUUUUUAUGUACGAGUUAAUCGAAAAUUUGUGCCAUGCUCGAAAUAUUGAGUUGAAAUCAGGUUCUUAUAUAAGGUCAGUUUACCGUUAAAUAUUGUCAUAUUGUUUGCCAAAUUGAUUCAAUGUCCGUCAUACAAUCUGUUAACUGUUUUUUUCUGCUCAAAAUUCUUCACAACGAUUUCAAAUGUUGAAACUUAAAAAAAGAAAUACAAAAAAAAAAAAAAAAACGUAGCGAAAAUUAUGCGAAUUUAAUAGAGAGGAAAAUGAACAUAUUUACGACAAAUUUUGCAUACAUAUAGAUAAUGUCAUGUCUAGAUAUAACAUAUAUAUAUAUAUAUAUAUAUAUAAUAUAUGUAUUUAUAUAUGUAUUUUCAAAGGCACAAGAAAUAUUUUCUCAAAUUUAUUCAAAGCACCUAAACAUGCACCGCAUCACUGUAAAUCCCCAAAAAACAAAAUUAAAUUAAAUAAAGUUAAAUAAAAAAAUUGAUGUAGAACACACACACACACACACACACACAGGCACAUCACAAAUGUAAAUAUAUGUACGCCUCGUAGUUGUAGAAACGCUUGAAAGAAUGAGAAAAAUAACUUGGCUUAAGGCGAGCUCUUAAUCGGCUCUUCACGCUAUAAAUAUUGUAAAAAAAAAAAAGAAACGAAAAAAAUAAGUAAAUAAAAAAAAAAACAUUGCGAAGAAAAAGAACAAAUUGCUUAGCGUUUAGUAUUUAAGAACUAAUUGUGUGUAAAUCGUAGCGCAGGCAAAGUAUUACUAAAAUAGAAAUUCGUGUGGUAAAAAGAAAACAUAAACAAAAUAGAAAAGAGAAAAUUGAAAAUUGUUUUUCUUAAAUGUAAGCAAGACAAAAAAUCGCACCAGAAAUAAGAUUUAAAAUAUGAGCACAGGGUGUUUCCCCUCAAAUGGUCCAAUGCCAUUUUGUACAGAUUCAAAACUAAUUUAAUAAUCGAACGCUUGUGUGUUCCAGUCUAAAAAUGGGCUCAGUGGAUUACACAAGCAUAAAACUACAUAUAAAUAGUAUAUAGCAUGGAGCAAGUCCGCUUUAAAAAUAUAUAUAUAUAUGUAUGUAUGUAUGUAUGAUCCGUAAAGCGUACACAGUCGGGUUUCGCCCAACAAUUAUGCUUCGCGCACGCCACAUUCACUUCGGAUUUAAGCCACAUUUAGGAUUUAUGCAUUUGCGAACGCGAAUGCGAUUGUAUAUGUAUAUGUAUUUACUGAUAAACAACAUAAUGUUUUAAAGACUGGUUUUUUGUACACUUUAUCUUAAGCGCAGAUCUACUACUGUCUAUAUUAAUUAUUCAUUAUUGUAUCCAAACUUGAUUUCAAUCAAAAUUGCUUUCGAUUUCGAGUAUACCAAAACUUCAAGUUCAGUUCUUGGCAAAAUACCUUUAAUAGAUAUCAUUAUUAAAAUGAAAUCCAAUCUCUACUCUAUUAUUUCGCCCAAACAAAAAGCUGCAUUUCUAGAUGAAAAGUAAACAAAAAAAAAACCUUUAACCUAACGACCAAUUUUUGAAAUUAUUUUUGUUAUAGAGCUAUGCAAAACUCUAGACACUUGUAUUAACUUAAGUGUUUAAGAAACGUUCUACUUAUAAAGAAAGCUUGUAAAUUCUCAUAACUUAAAAAAAAAGAAACGGCAAAACUAGAAUGCUUCAUCUGUAAUAUACGAAAAGCCCAUAUUAUUUUCGAAAAACAAAAAAAAAAAAAACGAUAACUAAAGCAUUUUAACUAUGAAAACACAAAGUAGCUAUUAGUUAUACAUAAUGUAUGUAUUAUUAAAACACAAAAAACGAAAAUAUUUAAUGAAUGAAUGGAUGAAUUUGUAAAUGACAGCCAAACAAUCUGGACAGCAUCUGGCCUGGCCAUAUAUUCCCAGCCAAUGUGAAGAAAACAGCCGAAAAAAAAAAUAAAUAAAAAAUAUUCAAAAAAAAAAAAAAAGAAAAAAACUGCACACACUUCUCGAGCAAGGAAACCUUUCCAAGACUAACUACCUUCACAAAUCAUAUAAUUAAUAUAUAUAUAUAUAAAUAUAUAUAUUAUCUAAUUGACGGUGUUAUGCAAUUUAUAAAUGUGAUGAAUGUCAAACUUAAGCGUAUAAAAACGUAUACAAAAAUAUUAAAAAAAAACCAAAAAAAAAAAAAACAGUUUAGUAAAAAAGCUGAAAUGUAGCGAAAACCGAAGUAAGCAUAACCCACGAUUUUAGAGCUAAGCAUAAAGCGAAGGGUUGAUACCAGAAAGCAGCCCAUAGUUUUUAAAGGGAAUUACAGAGUAGCAGCAAAUGAGGAUAAACAGUUAAGAGAGAGAAGCGUAGAAGUGCAGCAAAUGGAGUAAAGCAAGUUUAAAGAGUAGCAAACGCUUCUACAAGUAAAGAAGCAAAGAGUGGCGCGAUAAGAUAAUGAAUCUCGAUAUACCAGAAAAUUGAAAGAAAACAAAAAAAAACACAAGCAAAAAAAUAUAAGUUUAUGUACACCUAAGUUAACGGAUAAGCUAAUGAAGAGUUGAUAUGGAUGCAAGCAAAAAAAAAAAAAAAAAACAAAAACAACAACAAAAAACAAAAAGAAAUCUUAUAAACCUAAAGUGAAUGGAAAUACAAAUAAAGAACAUCUAA
Molecule: messenger RNA, 7764 nt
Organism: Drosophila virilis
Lineage: Eukaryota; Metazoa; Arthropoda; Insecta; Diptera; Drosophilidae
Gene: Ptp99A
Product: Protein tyrosine phosphatase 99A
Biological process (GO): protein dephosphorylation
Molecular function (GO): protein binding; protein tyrosine phosphatase activity
Source: RefSeq, a predicted model, not a curated record